Messenger RNA from Dissoconium aciculare CBS 342.82, 3203 nucleotides. Its product is annotated as Vps54-domain-containing protein. Gene Ontology annotation, molecular function: syntaxin binding. The record is from RefSeq and is a predicted model, not a curated record. NCBI's taxonomy places the organism in Eukaryota, Fungi, Ascomycota, Dothideomycetes, Mycosphaerellales, Dissoconiaceae. The coding region runs from base 27 to 2987 and encodes 986 amino acids. Gene Ontology annotation, biological process: Golgi to vacuole transport; retrograde transport, endosome to Golgi. Gene Ontology annotation, cellular component: GARP complex. The transcript is spliced from 3 exons.
AGUAGCGCUGCUCACGCGCACACAUCAUGUCGACGGAACCAAGCCAAAAUUCGAUAUUCGCUCUUCUCCAGCCGCCAGUCUCGAGGAGCGGACAGUCUUCCCAACAGUCGACGCCUUCGACUUCACACAGAUUACCCACCUCUCGAGACAUACCGCCUGUCUCUCUCAGUCAUAUCCGUCAGGUCGAUUCCUCAGCCUUCCGGAACUACCUGGCUCGUUUUGGGGGUUUGAUUGAUCUCUGCCAACGCACGCCGCUCGGGUCUGCGGAUCACACUGAGCAUGUCCAUCCCCAGAACGUCGUCGCCCUUGGUCACGAUGAGCUCACAGCGAGUGGUAAAUGGCGGGCGACGAGAUUGAAAAGCGGCCAGCUUGAACUCACGCCGCUUUCAACGAUUCCUUCCGUGUACUUUGACAGUAAUUUCCGCCUCGAGAAUCCACGCGUCUUCGAUGGGGUCAUUGAACACACGGCAGUUGUACGGCAACAUUGCUCCACGCCGGUGGCGAAAGACACCGGCCGAGACUCGAACCGCACUGCUUCAGACGACAUGUCCCAGCUGGCUAGGAAAGCGCUUUCCACCAACGCGAUGCUGCAAGAAAAGCUAUCCUGGUAUAUGGACACUGUCGAGUGCCAUUUUGUCUCUUCGAUAGCUCAAGUUUUAGUUCCUUUCUUUGCUGCUCUCGGCUCUCUCCAGAACCUCCAGGCUGAGGCGGCUGAGUCUGCCGAGAAAAUCAUAACGCUGAGAAACCAUCUUGCAUACGUGAACAAGAAUAUGGCAGUCCUCAAUCUGGAGAUCAUGAGGGAAAGGCAGAGGCGAGAGAAUUUGAACAUUCUGAGCCAUGCGGUCAUACAGUUGCAAUACAUCCGCGCUGGUGCAAUGCACUGUGAGGAACUCGUCCAUUCUGGGCAGCUGGCGACGGCCAUACAAUGUAUUUCUUGCGUUGAAAUGCUUGCGUGCGGAAUACGGCCUCCACAUCUCACCGAAGAAAUGCUCCAGCUCAUGCCAAACCCACACAUCGGGCUGGCCGAUUUACGGCGACUGCGAACUCUCGAGGGACUUUUGCAAGGGAUGAGUCUGCUUCGUCUCAGGAUCGGGGAAGGCUACGGAGCUCAGCUAAUGAACAUCCUCCUGUCCGAUUUACGCGAACACAUUUCACGCGUGCCCUCAAAAGACACUCUAGCGCGCUGGAUGAGUACAAAAGUAUCUGCGCACAGCCCGAGUAGUGGCUCGUCUUCGGGGCCCGCACAUAUAACGGGGAUCGAAAAGCUACGUGCAAAUCUUCUACCUGUUCUUGAUGGGCUCGGUCAAACAGAGUGCUUUGCUGCAGCAAGCUCGACAUUUCGCCAAGCUGUGAUCCAAGAGAUGACACUUAUUCUUCGCCAGCAUCUGCCAAGUUCGACCGAACACGACAACGGGUCUGUCACGUCUGUGUCAACGAGGGGAAGCAGUCGACGCUUGACUGAACAGGAAAGUGCAAGCACUAUUUCGCGCAAUUUACGUGCUCUUGGCCCAGAGGAUGCUGCCACCUUCUUCACCACGGUCUUCUGUAGGGUAAGUGAAGCAUUACGAAGGCUAGGCGUACAGGUAAAGGUUCUUCUCGAUCUCGUGAGCCGUAUGGAGAAGGCACCAAGCGGGGUGCUGGAGUCUUCCCAGCUCGGAAAUUACGCAGAGUUUUCCGCGGUCCGAUCGCCUGACGAUCGGAAGGCAUCAUCGACCCAACAAGACAUGAUGCAGGCGCUUGACAUGUCGACCCUCUUGGAGGAAGCGGCGGACAAGGUGCAAUCGGAAAUCGUGAAAGUGCUACGCCUGAGAACAGAGCCGACGACCAGUCUCGGGAUGGCUAGAUUUCUACACUAUUUCACGCUCAAUCGCUUGUUCGUCAACGAAUGCGAGGCGGUCUCCGGUCAUUCUGGGAUGACUUUUAGAAAUGUCAUAAAAGACCAAUUUCACAGAUUCGUCACGCGAUUUCACGAAACCGAAAGGCAAAGGCUUGCCCAAAAGAUGGAGUCUGAGAAAUGGGAGCGCAUCGACUUCAAUAAUGAAGACGCCAUGGCCCUAGCACGUGUCCUUCAGUCCGCAACUUGUGACCCUCAGGCAUGGCUCAACUACAUGAGGUUUGAUGUCGAAAGCACUGGGGCGAGCGAACAAAUUCCGCAAAGCAAUGACGUUUCCGUGGACCACACGGGGACUAAAACACAUGCUAAGAAAGGCAUGAUACUGGCGGCUAUUGAUCAGGAAACUUUCAUGACCGUCGAGUCUGUGGCAUUUGCCCUUCGCGGAAUAGAACAGUACGCUAUCCUCCUCGUGUCGGUCCCGAACAUGGCAAACGCGAUAUCUACGGCACUGCUAGACUAUCUCAAGUUGUUCAACUCCCGCACACAACAACUCAUCCUCGGCGCUGGUGCUAAAUUGACUGCUGGCCUGACCACCAUCAACACCAAACACCUUGCGCUUGCCUCCCAGUCCCUGUCCCUUUUCAUCACUCUGAUACCUUACAUACGCGGCUGCGUCAGUCGUCAUUCGACAAUCACGGUCGCUGGAUUGGCAGAAUACAGCCGUCUCGAGCGUGUAUUCCAAGAGCACCAGUCAUUCAUCCACAACAAAUUCAUCGACAUCAUGGGCUCUCGCGCAGCCGCUUGCAUCAGGGCAAUGGGAAAGGUCGAGUGGGACGAUGCGUCCGAGCUGCAAGGAAACGUCAGCCCGCACGUUGAGACGCUUGUGACAGAGACCCUCACACUCAAGCGAGUACUGAACAAGUUCCUGCCGCCAUCAAGCGUAGAUAGGGUCAUCACACGGGUUUUCGACAACUAUCGGAACCAAUUUCUCACAGCAUUUGACAGCGCUGCUGUCAAGACCGAGUUCGGUCGAGCAAGACUUUUGCGCGAUACGGAACUUCUGGAGGCGAAGCUGGACGACAUUGUUGGCGCGGAAGGGUUUGGCGCUCACCUUGCCUCGAUCGCCAGCGCAAAACAAAUUCCAGGCCAGUAGCUGGAAAAUUCCUCUACGCCCCAGCAACACACCCACGCAUGAAACUCACAUCAUUCAUUUGCGCCUUACACUCAACACUCAGAACACUCUCCCAAUGACUAUGUUAUUUGAGUCUGUGCUUGUUCUAUAACAUAAUAGUAGUAAUUCAUAGGUUUUUGGAGGCACCCGAUUAAAUCGGAUCGAGCACGCGAAUGAGUGAUCUGAUACUGGCCCAGC